Messenger RNA from Papaver somniferum (opium poppy), 438 nucleotides. RefSeq names its product cathelicidin-2-like. The transcript has 2 exons. The record is from RefSeq and is a predicted model, not a curated record. NCBI's taxonomy places the organism in Eukaryota, Viridiplantae, Streptophyta, Magnoliopsida, Ranunculales, Papaveraceae. Bases 1 to 438 code for a protein of 145 amino acids.
AUGACCAACACCUCGAGGACAGGUAGGACGCUAAGGAACCGAACGGUAGCAGGAACAUGCAUGCAAGAAGGAGUAACAGACUCACGAAAGGAGAGAAAUCGUCAGCGUCUACUCGAGGAGAACCCGACACAUGCAAUAGGAAUGUCGACUGUCAACGAGGAGAUCCAGCUAGGUCAAGAUGAUGACCUCACUCUUCUGGAACGUAUCGAGCCCAGUCAGAGGAGACCCGAGAAUACGAUUGACGUCCUGACAGCAUCAGACACUGAGGACAUACUAAUGAUUCAACAGGACCGCAGGAGAGCUAGAAAACGGGCAACACCAGGAGCACCACCUGUCAACCAGCCAUUGGCACCACCUGUUGCACCACCAGAACCACCGCCCAUUGCACCUCCAGCCGUACCUCCGACUGUAACAGCAAACCACCCGAAUGGUCAUUAA